This is a messenger RNA of Fomitopsis serialis, 237 nucleotides long. RefSeq lists its product as uncharacterized. The record is from RefSeq and is a predicted model, not a curated record. NCBI's taxonomy places the organism in Eukaryota, Fungi, Basidiomycota, Agaricomycetes, Polyporales, Fomitopsidaceae. The transcript has a single exon. The annotation marks the transcript as partial.
GGCGUAUGCGGAGGAGCGUUUCCAUUGCCACGGUGAUGAAGAUAGAGAAGGCGGGAUCAGACUUACGUGCGCUGGUCCGGACGCCACGCGAGGCCUUAUCCCGGAGUGAGCGGCCACCCCGCGCUUCGCAAACCACGGACCGUGAUAUGGAUGAGUUACCGCAGCCUAUUCAAUCGCAUCCGAUUGAGGCAAAUGGCGAAGGCAGCGCGACUCGGCCUGAGUAGUACGGUCUUGUCC